AUGGUCUCGGACUGGCGCGCGUACGUGGCGCCUGGGAAGCGCGAGACGGUGCAGCAGCAGAUCGUCUCGGUGCUCACGGCGCUCAAGCCCAACGCGCCCGCCGCCGUGCUGCAGAAGCUGCCGGGCAUGGCCAAGCGCAUCGAAGAGAGCUUGUUCGCGGCCGCGACGAACGAGGCCGACUUCACCAACGAGGCGACGCUCCAGACGCGCAUCAUGCAGAUCCAGCAGUCGAACGCGAAUCGCCUUCUCAAGCGGCCGAGCCCGUCCGCGGCGGCACAGGCGCGCGGGCGCCGGCUCAGCGACGAGCAGUCCAAGCUCCUCUUUGCGUACCUCCAAGCGUGGCGCAACAAGACGGUGCAGGAAGAAGGCAUUGGCCCGUGGGACGUGGUCCCGACGCACAUUCUGGCGCAGGUCGCGACAACGUGCCCGCGCAGCAUCCUCGAGCUCGAGCAGUGCUGCCCGAGCGACCACCAUUGGAUCCAAAAGUACGGCUCGUCGCUCUUGCUCACGAUCGUGCAGUUUGAAGCCAAGCUCCCUAAGCAGCACGCAUCGUCGUCGUCGUCGAUGGGACCUCCCGAGAAGCGCGCCAAGGUCGCGAGUCCUCGGAAGCCGCCGUCGCCGCGACAGCCGCGAACGCUCAAGAAGCAAAUCGCCAUCAAGCCGGGCAUGCCGCCGCCGUCGCCGUCCAUCUCGUCGCUCUUCCCAGUACCGCCGCCCUACAACGGCGGUCUUUUCCCGUCGUCGACCGACCCGUCCACGAACGGCCUCACGUCGUUUCUGCGGAAAUCCUCGCCCAAGCUCACGCCGGCAAUGCAGCCCAUCAUGCCUCGCGUCGAGGCGCCAGCGACGUCGUACCCGCCGUUGGCGCCGCCCAAGCCCACAGCAGACGCCACGGUCGCCGAAGACGAAGUGACACGACUACGCGCAAUGCUCGUGCAGGUGCAGCAAGAGAACCUUCAGCUGCACGGCGAGGUCGCUUACUUGCGGCAGCAGCUGCGGCAACAGCAGGCCAACGAAGCCGCCGCCUGCCAAGCGCUGGUGGCGUGCCAAACCGCCAACGUCGCCCCCGCGCCGGCGCGGCCCAAGUCGACCGUCGCCAAGCCCUUUGCCUAG
Saprolegnia parasitica CBS 223.65 is the source of this 1113-nucleotide messenger RNA. RefSeq lists its product as hypothetical. Gene Ontology annotation, molecular function: nucleotide binding; transcription coregulator activity; nucleic acid binding. Gene Ontology annotation, biological process: regulation of DNA-templated transcription. The record is from RefSeq and is a predicted model, not a curated record. The transcript has a single exon. Lineage: Eukaryota; Oomycota; Saprolegniomycetes; Saprolegniales; Saprolegniaceae. The coding region runs from base 1 to 1113 and encodes 370 amino acids.